AACGCGCGAGACGUCCUGCGUCCCUUCGAGCGGGACUUUGAUUGCUACCAGCCGCCCUAACUAUAAGAUUUGUUAUUGUCUCCAAUAGUAAAUUUUGUUCACUGACAUGGCCUUUCAGGUUGAAGCGGAUUUCCCCCCUGGCCUGUCAUCUUUAAAUAAUGUUGACACCCUGCUCAGGUGUCCCAUUUGCUUCGACUUCCUCAACAUAACAAUGAUGACUAAAUGUUCUCACAACUUUUGCUCCUUGUGUAUCCGAAAAUUUCUCUCCUAUAAGCUGCAGUGUCCUCUUUGCAAUACAGCAGCAACAGAACAAGAUCUAAGGAACAACCGUUUGUUGGAUGACUUGGUCGUAAACUUUCGAGCUGCAAGGUGCACCUUCUGUACAUCUGUACACAUCAAGACUCGAGGAACUGAGGAGAAAAAGGUUUACCAUGGGGAUUUCAGGCAGCAGUUGUCAAAGGCAAAUUUUGACUCUCCUCCAAUAUCCCCAAAGACUCCAGCUUCAGCUGUCAAAUGCAAAACUCCCAGAGAGAAAGGCCAGAAGUGUAAGAGCACCGUUUUGAGUCACUUUUUCCAAAAGAGGCCAAAGACAUCUCCCUCGAAAGAAACCCAUCGGGAAAGUUCUGCUGCUCAUUGUACUCAGCAGGGAUCGCGGACUGCACGCACUUCCAGUGUAAUCAGCACUGAUCUGCAUUCAGCUACUGCUCAACCUCCAGUGUGUGUGAAGGAAGAGCCGAUUGAUGCAGAGGAGGGAUUUAUGCAGACGUUCAUGUCAAUCAAACAGGAGGACACAUGCUCAUACUUUAUAAACACAGGAGCGGAGAUGGCACAUUCCUCUUCACCAUUCAAAGAUGUAAAGCCUGUAAUCAAAGUGGAGUGUCCUGUGUGUUCUGUGAGCGUGCCGCAGCAGUUCAUCAACAAACAUCUGGACACGUGUCUGAGCAGAGGAGAGAAGAAGGAGAGCUUGAGGAGUUCCAUUGGGGGGACAAGGCGCCCGAUGGGGAAGGCGGUGUACAACCUGCUGUCCCUGCAGGAGCUGAAGAGGAGGCUGAGGGAGUGCCACCUCUCCAUGCAGGGCUCACGGGACCAGAUGAUCAAAAGACACCGGGAGUUCGUCCAAAUCUACAACGCUCAGUGUGAUUCCUUAAACCCAAAAUCAGCUGAAGAUAUUGCCAAAGAGGUGGAGGCCAAUGAGAAGAUCAAGAAUCAGCUGCAGGGGAAAGCCAAACCUGUCAUGGUUUUCUCAAAGAAGCAGUCUGAGGAGGAGAUAGAGGAAGUGCAUUCUAACUAUCGGAAGCAGCACAGCAGUGACUUUUCCCGUCUGAUUGCUCAGGUCCGAGGUCGUCUAGAGACCAGCAGACAGACCUGCAUCAAACAGGAAGCCGUUGCAGAUGGAGGGGACAAACAUAAACCACACUCUGCAGAUCAAGCUGAAGAAUCUGAAGGCUGUUUAGUGCUGAAGGUAGAAGAGAGAGAGGAAGAUGAAGAGUCAUCAGCAGGAGUGAUUGACUUAUCUUCAAGCCCCACUCAUAGUGACGUGUCCAUUAGCAGUUCAAUUUCGGACAUCUUUGGUCCAGCGCCUACCAGAAACCUUGAAGACGCAGAGACGACCUCAGCCCAGAAGCGAUCGUCCAGCUCAAGAAGAGAAGAUUCCGCUUCGCCACCUAUUCUUGGGAAACGUAGGCGAAAAACAUAAGGAAGGGAGAACAAUUCUCAAACGGCAGAAUCAGGACCAAUACAUGUCUAAACUGACUGUAAAGCAUACCAUGAAGUCAGUGGAUGCACAUUCCCACCAAGGAUUUCAUAGAUUUUCUGAAGUUGCACGUGUAAAUAAAAGUUUGUUAUUUUUACAUGUUUUGUAGUUUUGUAGUCCAUGAUAAGAUGAUCACCCAAUAUUCACCUGGAGGUUAUUGUAUUAAGAUGACUCUGGUUUCGAUACUUAAAUUUAUUGAAACACGUCUUCGUAUGGUUAGGAUUUAGCUGCUGUGUUUAAAGUAGAUGAUUUAUUGGAGGCAGCGUACCUAAGUUUUGUUCUUCUGCUCGGAAUUUGAUCCAAUUUGUUUUUUGUGUUCUAUUUCUUUCUAAACAACUUUCAGUCUUUUUAUUCUUAUUGUAAAAGUGUAAUAUGCAGUAUAAAUUGAAAUAAAUGUGCAGUAUUUUUUUAAAUGAA
Labrus bergylta (ballan wrasse) is the source of this 2170-nucleotide messenger RNA. RefSeq names its product RAD18 E3 ubiquitin protein ligase (gene rad18). Lineage: Eukaryota; Metazoa; Chordata; Actinopteri; Labriformes; Labridae. The record is from RefSeq and is a predicted model, not a curated record. Gene Ontology annotation, molecular function: ubiquitin protein ligase activity; single-stranded DNA binding. Gene Ontology annotation, cellular component: nucleus; Rad6-Rad18 complex. Gene Ontology annotation, biological process: DNA damage tolerance; protein monoubiquitination.